CGGAGCGCGCAGCGCGGGCCGGUGGGAGGGAGGGAGGGCGGGCGAGAGGAGAGGACCCAUCACCCGGCACGGGACAGGCCGGACAGAGGGCCCGCCGCAGAAGGCAGAGCUGCCGAGAUCUCAGUCACAGAAAGAGCGACUUCUUCAGGCCCGGCGGGGCCGCGCUCCGGGCACCCUCCACUGCGCGCCCGCUCCCUCCAUCCACCUGCCGCUGGGGGUCUGGCCGUCGAAGCGCGCCCCAGGCUCGGGUCAGUUCCCGGCCUUCGAGGGCGCCGCCGCCUCCAUCUCCUCCUCUGCAGCGGCCGCAGACGCAGACGCCCGGGCGGGACCCCGGCGUGAGCACCAGGCGCCCCCCUAGGAGUGCACGACCCCCGGAGCCGCCCUCGAUACGGACCGCGCCCGCCGGGCACACAAGAAUGGUCACUCAGAUACUGGGGGCCAUGGAGUCUCAGGUUGGGGGGGGGCCGGCCGGCCCGGCCCUGCCCAACGGGCCACUCCUUGGGACAAACGGAGCCACUGACGACAGCAAGACCAACCUCAUCGUCAACUACCUACCCCAGAACAUGACACAGGACGAGUUCAAGAGUCUCUUCGGCAGCAUCGGGGACAUUGAAUCCUGCAAGUUGGUUCGGGAUAAGAUCACAGGGCAGAGCCUGGGCUAUGGGUUUGUGAACUACUCUGACCCCAAUGAUGCAGACAAAGCCAUCAACACCCUCAAUGGCCUCAAACUGCAGACGAAGACCAUCAAGGUGUCCUAUGCACGUCCCAGUUCUGCCUCUAUCCGGGAUGCCAACCUGUACGUCAGUGGCCUCCCCAAGACCAUGAGCCAGAAGGAGAUGGAACAGCUCUUCUCCCAGUACGGCCGAAUCAUCACUUCGAGAAUCCUGCUGGACCAGGCCACAGGUGUCUCUCGGGGUGUGGGAUUCAUCCGCUUUGACAAGAGGAUCGAGGCAGAGGAGGCCAUCAAGGGACUGAAUGGGCAGAAACCACUGGGUGCUGCUGAGCCCAUCACGGUCAAGUUCGCAAACAACCCAAGUCAGAAGACAGGGCAGGCCCUGCUCACCCACCUGUACCAGUCCUCUGCCAGGCGCUACGCUGGCCCCCUGCACCAUCAGACACAGCGCUUCCGGCUGGACAAUUUGCUCAAUAUGGCCUACGGAGUCAAGAGUCCCCUGUCGCUCAUCGCCAGGUUCUCCCCAAUCGCCAUCGAUGGCAUGAGUGGCCUGGCGGGCGUGGGCUUGUCCGGAGGCGCUGCAGGCGCUGGCUGGUGCAUCUUCGUGUACAACCUGUCCCCAGAAGCUGAUGAGAGCGUGCUGUGGCAGCUUUUCGGACCCUUUGGGGCGGUCACCAAUGUCAAGGUCAUCCGAGAUUUCACCACCAACAAGUGCAAGGGUUUCGGCUUCGUCACCAUGACCAACUACGAUGAGGCUGCCAUGGCCAUCGCCAGCCUCAACGGCUACCGCCUGGGCGAGCGCGUGCUGCAGGUGUCCUUCAAGACCAGCAAGCAGCAUAAGGCCUGAGCAUUUAUCGCCCUCCCUCCCCGGGCAGCAGAGAGAGAGAGAGAGAGAGAGAGAGAGAGAGAGAGAGAGAGAGAGGAAAAGAGAGAGAGUGUGCGCAAUCUCGAGAGCAGGCAGACCCAUACACCUGCAUAAACACCACAGGGUGAGCAUCCGGAUGGGGAGGGUCUGCAGGGAAUUGAGGGAAGGGUGUCCCCACCCUGUUCUCCUUGCUUUCCCCACCUCAGGCUGGGGCUUGUUCACUCUCUCUUCUUGGUUUGGUUCAUGGUGAUGGCUUUUGUUUCUUUUUUCGGCUAAAACAAAAAGAAGAAAGCAGAGAGGAGACCCCCCCAUCCCACCUCACCCUCACCACCCUGCAUGGGAUGGCUUAGGGGACACAAUGGUGCCCUACUCAGGCCUCCCUUGCCCAGGCCUGUCCUAUACCGAGAGAAAGGGGAGGGAACAGGUUUAAAAAUCCCCAAAACGGCAAAAAACAAAAAAACAAAAAAACAUGAAAGAGGGGUGUGGGCAUCCCCAUCCCCCGCCCCAGUCCCUGAGCAGAGAACAGGGAGCAGAGUUGGGGCAGAGCAGGAAGCAGAAAAAAAAAAGGGUGGGGUGGGGUGGGAGGGGAAGAAAAACUCUAUUUUUGUAAAAAGGGAAAAAGACCUCGUGGAGAAUUUUUACUGGGGAUUCUUGAACUUGAAAAAAAAAAUCACAAAAAAAAA
Molecule: messenger RNA, 2221 nt
Organism: Mus caroli (Ryukyu mouse)
Lineage: Eukaryota; Metazoa; Chordata; Mammalia; Rodentia; Muridae
Gene: Elavl3
Product: ELAV like RNA binding protein 3
Cellular component (GO): ribonucleoprotein complex
Molecular function (GO): RNA binding
Source: RefSeq, a predicted model, not a curated record